GUGGCCGAGGCCCGAAUGCGCGCGCGGCGGCGGCGCCCUUCUCCCGCCCGGCAGCGGGGCUCCGUCCGUCGCCGGAGGAAGGAGCGGCGGCGGCCCGCAGCGAAGCGGUGCGUCUCAGAUGAUGGUGGUUCCUGGCAGCGCCCCGCUCAUACAGCAGGACCGUGCUCUGGAGCCUGACCUGGGCCGAGGGCCGACGCAGAGCUCCGCCAUGGGCCCCGGCACAGAGCCUGUGCCCGGUGAGGUGGGCCCGGAGCUGGAGGAGGUGCGGAAGCUGCAGGAGCUGGUGAGGAGGUUGGAGAUCCAGAACCAGCACCUGAGGACGAGGAGUCGCAGGAGUGUGCUUGGUACAGCUCUGCAGAGCGAGAUGUGCGCCGGCGUGGAUAACCACGACUCUGGGCUCAACGGGAUGGAGAUCAACAACAGCAUCAACGCGAUGGCCGAGAAGCAAGAGUUGCAAAUCAUGGUGGAUCUGCACAGCAAAUUGAGCAAAAUCCGAAAAGAGGAGGGGGAGAACAACUGCUUCAAAAAAGACACAGGUGCCCAAACGCAGUAUGGUUGCCUCAGUGCUCCUGAGGAGCUGUCGUCUGACACGUGUAAGGUGGAGAUGAAGACUGAUGAUAACGUGAGGUGUUUGCCACGUGUGGAUAGGAGUAAUAGCACGGAGCUGAUGGGGAACCUGGUCGUUGCAGGUACUGAGCCCACAGUUAAAAUAAACCAACAAAAUCCCAACAGAAAAUGUGGAGAUAUAGAAAGCCUUUUGAAUAACAGCGCUCUGGAUGAAGUGAAAGUGCUGGAACUUGAGAACUGCAAUGAAGAAGAUGAUAGCUGGCUGUACGUGUCCCCGAGGAAAUCUGUUGUCAAUCAGAAGACAGGCUCGCCUUUGCAGUGGUGCCGACAGGUGCUGGACAAUCCCUGCCCUGAGACAGAAACUGCCUGCCGGACUCUUAUCAGCAGGCUGGACCAAGCCAGUAGAUGGAAAAACCUGUAUUGCAGUCCUCUGGCCUCACCAAGCGCACAUAAUUUGAAUACAGAGACAGGCUCCUGUAGCAAUGCACUAAACUCUCCUGGGCAUCUCAAAUCGACUAACAAAGCACUACUAACCUGUGGCAGCUCAGGUUAUUUAAGCAUGCAUUCUGCACUGAGUUCACAGUCAUCCGUGGACAGCGAGCUGAGCACAUCUGAUGACUCCAUCUCGAUGGGAUAUAAGCUGCAGGACUUGACUGAUGUCCAGGUUAUGGCACGCCUUCAGGAAGAAAGUCUCCGGCAGGACUGCGCCUCCAGCUCAGCGUCCGUAUCGCGUCGCAGCUCCAGUGCCUCCCUGCACUCCCUGCGCAGGGGUACCUACAGCGACCAGGAGUUCGACACCUACAGCCUGGAGGACGAGGACGAUUAUGACUGUUCCCUGUCGUACCGCAGUGCCCACAGAUACUCACCGUCCCCGCUCAGCUCCCCCAGGUGUCAGUCCUCUUCUUCCAGUGCAGACUAUAGCAGGGCCUCCGCUUCUCGUAUCCGUCCCCCGCGGAGGUCUGUGCAGAGCCCGAUGCAGGACCGGCUGAAGUAUGCCAGCAGUGAAGAGGAGAUGCGCCACAGCAUGCCCAACCUGGCCAGGACGAGCCUUCGAGCUUUGGAGUCUGUGAGAAGCAGUCGGAGCUUGGAGUCAGAUCUGCAGGUGCCCAGCAGUCGACUUUCAAGAAUUCAGCAACCAUCAGCAAGUCUGGCUCCCAGUAAGCUCAGGUAUUCCUCCAGUGCUGGGCAGUCUCCUCUAACAGUGCGACAACCAAUGAAAGCUGGGUCAUGCACAAACUCUCUGUUAACACCCAGGCAGCCGGUGAAAGCUUGCAGUUACACAGCUCCUGUUAGUGGAGUUCGAAAGCCACAGGCUUCUUCCCUUAGCACAGGCCCUUCCAGUGGCAGUUCCACUUCCAGAAGCUUGGUCACUGUGGCAAAAAAUUCACCCCUGAAGGCACGCACAUCUCUUGGAGGAACUUCAGUGCCCAAGAGCAAGCUGACGCCGCCGUCCAAGAGAUUUCUUCAAUCAGCAAAAACCACGCCGAGCACUGUGGACGAUUCCUGGAAGGAAGGGUGUUACUGACACAACCCAAAACGCCGAUGCACUGCCAAACACCUCUGUGAAGCAGAACCCCAGCUGGCUGGGCUUGAGAACAUUAUUUUAGAACAAUAUUCUAUUUGAGAGACCCAUUGCAUUGGGACUGGUGUAUAUAGCUCCUCUCCUCUUGAAUUUAAACUAUCCUUGCCUUCCACCACUCUGGCACAAGCCUGUCCUCUGAGCGGUAGAACAGACAACUGCCAUAUUGUGUUCCCACUGUUCAACACAUUUCUGAAAUGAGUCUUCAUACGAAGACCAAAAAGAGCCUUAUUUCAUAGCAACCUCUAUUUGCAGCCCUUCAGAAGGCCUGUCACAAAAAGCAACUUAGGAUCUGCUCCUCAGGAUGCUUGCCAUAACAAGGCUGCCAGGUGUCCUGCUUGGGCCACAAAGCAGCUUUCAGCAGCUGCUAGGGCAUGUUUCACAGCAGUGGCAGGGGGAGACUAGAAAUAGCUGUAUAGGUGUUAGAAGUAAGACUUUUUAACUUCAACCUGGUGUACUCUAAUAUUUGUUUGAAACAACUUUUUUUUUUAACUUCUGUAUAGAAUGUAUUUCUGCUAAUUUUUAUUGUGUGUUCUAGGAGACAAAGCAGGUUUUUAUAACUGUAGUCUACUUUGAGCUGUUGUAUUCAAGCGUGUGCAUCACAGUUCACAAGUGAAGGAGCAGUACACAAUAUUUGUGUGGGUUUGCUAACAGCCAGUCGCAGGGGAUGCUCUUUGGAAACUGCUGUUUGUCACCAUCUUCGUAUCUCAGAGGAAGCUAACAAACACCAGUUACAGGUAAAUUCUUUAAAAGAGAGCUCCCCUGACUGCUUUGACUUGAAGCAUUUCCCUUAGGUCUUUCAGCUAGCCCCUGACUGCCCUCCUUUUUGUAGAAGAGUUUUUCUACCGUCUCUUUGGCUAUGAAGCAUUCUGUUUCAACAUCCUUUUCCUCAGCAAGUGCUGCAGGCUCUGACUUCUGUCUUAGUACACAAAAUACGCACUGAUAGCAACAUUCUCCCUGCCAUCAAUGUGAUUUUGAUAGUGUAGUUUAAUAAAAUGUUAUGGUGCUGAAAUAGAUCUGCCUUACUCAAACAGUGGGCCUCU
Messenger RNA from Phasianus colchicus (ring-necked pheasant), 3189 nucleotides. Its product is annotated as SLAIN motif-containing protein-like. Lineage: Eukaryota; Metazoa; Chordata; Aves; Galliformes; Phasianidae. Gene Ontology annotation, biological process: positive regulation of microtubule polymerization; microtubule nucleation; cytoplasmic microtubule organization. The record is from RefSeq and is a predicted model, not a curated record. Gene Ontology annotation, cellular component: microtubule plus-end.